CUUCGAGACGCUUUUAUUAAAAUAAAGUUUAAUUAUUCUUCCAGCCGCCAGAUGGAGCCAAACUGCGCAGAUCAGCCCGUCUUAAACAGCUUAAAAGAUUUUAUUCAUGCGCGGAAUAAGAUCUUUAAGAUUUAUCUGAGCAGGAUGAGGUCCGAACUUCCUGUGCUCUGACCCUGAGCUCACCUUUCACCCAGGGACAGGUGAGCAAAACUAGCCAAACCAUAAUAAUUAAUAACUGGAGCUGUGUCAUGUGUUACACGGAUCCACGCCCCAACUCCAGCUCUGACGUCACACCUGGCAGCGGGACUUUUCCUGCUCUUAUUUUGAAGUGAGGAGCGGAAGUUGGGCGUGCUGGGGUUGGAGCGGAGCCGCGAGGAGAAGCAGCAGCAGGACAGGAGACACGCGCCGCGAGGAGAAGGACACGAGACACAAACUACAGGAUGGAUGGAAGCGGCGCGGCAGGAAAUCCCGGCGCUGCCUCGUGUGACUCACUUCCUGCCCCCGCUGACCAGAACCCGCUGCAUCCAGACUCACAGAACCAGAGUCCAACAGGGACAGCAGAACCACCAAAACCAGGGUGUUCUACAGAACAACACCCAGAUCCUCUUUGUUCUGCCCAGCAGGAACUGACAGAGGAACCUCCUUCAAAGCCCGGUACUCUUUGUUCUGUGCACAAGGAACCAGGAGGUUCUACAGAAGGUCCCACAGAUCAGGAAGCUGAAGAAGAACCUCCUCCUGGUACCGCUGAGGUUCUGACUGCAGGAGCAGAGGACUUUAAAGACCUGCAGGACCACCAGGAACCAGGCGAACUCCACCAGGACCUCCAGAACCCAGCUUCUCACCAGAACCCUCAGACUUCUCCUCCGUCUGGGAAUCUGCCUGCAGGACCAGAGGAGAUCUGGACGGAGGGGCUUGAUGAUCUUCCUCCUUCCUCUGAGGAUCCACCCGACCCAAAGCAACAGCUCCUAAACCAGCAGAACCAGCAGAACCAGCAGAACCUUGAACAAGUCCCUGGACCCGGGGAACGUCAGGACAUGCAGGGCCCUGCGCCGUAUCUGGAUCAGGUUCCUGUGGACCCUCAGAACCACCUGCCUCCCCCCUCCCUCUCUGUGGAUGUGGCUCCGCCCCUCACCAUUGAGGCCUUCUGCCACCAGGUGGCGCCGCGCCCCCCCGGCUCUUCUUCAGGUGAGCCUAAACUGUGUGGCUACCUGCAGAAGCAGGCGGGGCCCCUGAGGGCCUGGAAGCUGCGCUGGUUCUCCUACGAGGAGAAGAAGAACCAGCUGUUCUACUACCGCACGCCGCAGGACGUGAUGCCGCUCGGCCGGGUGGAGCUCAGCGGCGCCACCUUCACCUACCCUCUGAAGGCCGAGAGCGGCACCUUCCACAUCAAGACGCCGGAGCGCACCUUCAUCCUUAAGGCGGUGAGCCAGGAGCUGAUGCUCUACUGGCUGCAGCAGCUGCAGGUGAGGCGCUGGCACCACCAACAGAACUCCACCUGUUCACAGCAAGCCAACAACAACAACAACAUGACAGAUCACUUCCUGCCGGUCCUAAAGAGUCCCGUGGGUCUGGUGGGGCAGGAGGCGGCCAUCGCUCCGACUCAGCGCACGCCACUCGCCAGCAUGUCCAUCAAACACCCGCUCAUCCAGAUCCAGAACUCGGUCCAUAGUCUGAGGAAGAGAACCUCUCAGGACUCCAGUCAGACCCUGUUCUACUCAGACGUUCUGCCAUGGAUCGGUUCCUCUGAGCCGACAGAGAACAGCGCCACCACAGACUCCAGAGAACGUCCCGCUGAGGCCCCGCCCCCCCCUGAGCCCGCGGGCGACCCGGCGGCCCAGGCGCGCGGCGCAGAGAGCGGCGGGUCUGCGGCGGCGGCAGACGGCCGCAGCAGGAGGACCGGCGGCGCGUCCACCAUGCCGGCGUCUCGCAGGGACACGUCUUCGUCCUCGGAGCGAGCGGCGCGGCUGCAGCAGGAGAAGCAGAUGUUGGUGGAGGAGGUCAGAGCUCAGAAGGAGCUGGUCUGGAUCCUCCACAAAGCCCUGGAGGCGGCGCAGCUGGAGAAGAGGACCUGCGCAGAGUUUGUGGCGGUGGCGGACGAGCAGCAGCGCCUGGAGCUGCUGCGGCACCGCGAGCGGCAGGCGGCGGACCUGCGGGGCCGGCUGGAGGAGUCCAGGGUGGAGGCGGAGUCUCUGAGGCGGAGCCUGGCCGACAGAGACGCCCGGCUGGCUGAGCAGCAGGACGACAUCCGGCUGCUGACGGAGAAGAACGCGGCCAAGCAGCAGGUGAUCAUCAAGCUCUCUGAUCACAUGACCUCCUGCCUGGCCGACCCACGGCAGUCCGACUCCCCUGGAAGCGUCCAGAACCCUCAGAACCAGCAGCAGCUUCAGCAGCAGAUCGAGAACCUCAAGGACGACAUGGAGGCGUAUAAAACCCAGAACAAGUUCCUGAACUCAGAGAUCUACCAGCUGACCAAGCUGUGGAGGAAGAGCUCGGAGCAGGAGAGGAGCCUGAUGGUGAAGUGUGCGUACCUGGAGGCCACUAACUGCCAGAUGGAGAGCCGGUACCUGGGCGUCCUGCGGAAGCUGCAGGAGGCCAAAUCUCUGGCUCCGGAGCAGCAGGAGGCCGUGCAGAAGAUGAUUGAGGAGGCUCUGAGAGGAGAGCUGAAGAGCAUCAUGAAGCUCAGCUCAGACAGGGAGUACGACGAGUACGGCUUUAAGAUCAUGUCUGACUACGAGGUGGAGGACAUGAAGCUGCUGGCCAAGAUCCAGGCGCUGGAGAUCCGAUCCCACAACCUUCUGCACCAGGAUAGAGCGGAGCGCCCCCUGCUGGGCCGCUGGGCGCAGUACCUGGCCGGCCGCUCCGAGGACGACCUGUGUCCCUCUCCUGAGCUCAAAGCUUUGCUGCGCGGCGGCGUGCCUCGGGAAUACCGGCAAAGAGUGUGGCGCUGGCUGGUCCGGACCAGAACCAGAACCCUGUGGGAGCACCAUCCUCAGCGGUAUCAGCAGCUGUGCGAGAAGAGCCGGACUUCGCCCCACCCAGCUUCCAGGCAGAUCCAACUGGACCUCCACAGAACCCUGACAACCAAUCAGAACUUCUCCUCACCGUCCAGCCCCGCCCUCCAGCAGCUGCGCCGCAUCCUGUUGGCCUUCUCCUGGCAGAACCCGGCGGUCGGGUACUGCCAGGGACUAAACAGGUUAGCGGCCAUCGCUCUGCUUGUCCUGCAGAACGAAGAGGACGCCUUCUGGUGUCUGGUGGCUGUGGUGGAGGUCAUCAUGCCUCAGGACUACUACACCAAGGACCUGGUGGCCUCUCAGGCUGAUCAGCGGGUGCUAAAGGACUUCAUGGCAGAGAAGCUUCCCCGCCUGGCGGCUCACUUUGAGGCUCACAGCAUCGACGUCUCGCUGAUCACCUUCAACUGGUUCCUGGUGGUCUUUGUGGAGAGUCUGCCCAGUGACAUGCUGCUGCCGGUGUGGGACGCCUUCCUGUACGAGGGCACCAAGGUGAUCUUCAGGUAUGCUCUGGCUCUCUUCAAAUACAAAGAAGAAGACCUGCUGAAGAUCCAAGAUGGUGUGGAGAUCUACCAGUACCUGCGCUUCUUCACCAAGACCAUCUCUGACAGCAGGAAGCUGACCUCCAUUGCCUUCAAUGACAUGAACCCAUUUCCCCGCCGCCUGCUGAGGAACCGCCGCGCACUGCACCUGGAGCGCCUGCAGGGGGAGCUGCGGGAGCUGGAGGAACAGCAGAAGGAGUUUGUGACGGAAAACGCCGAGCGGAAAGACAAGGAGCUGGAAAUGGUGAGCGAAGACGAUGAUGAACCUUAACGGGAGGAAACCAUCCGCUCAGACUGGGAACCGACAAGCAUCCCUAAAUCAGCUGCUGCCUGCUGGUGCCUGCUGGUGCCUGCUGAUACCUGCUGGUACCUGCUGAUACCUGCUGGUACCUGCUGAU
Molecule: messenger RNA, 3948 nt
Organism: Fundulus heteroclitus (mummichog)
Lineage: Eukaryota; Metazoa; Chordata; Actinopteri; Cyprinodontiformes; Fundulidae
Gene: tbc1d2
Product: TBC1 domain family, member 2
Exons: 17
Coding region: 441-3821 (1126 amino acids)
Source: RefSeq, a predicted model, not a curated record